This is a messenger RNA of Rhododendron vialii, 1130 nucleotides long. Its product is annotated as (DL)-glycerol-3-phosphatase 2. Gene Ontology annotation, molecular function: sn-glycerol 3-phosphatase activity. The record is from RefSeq and is a predicted model, not a curated record. Lineage: Eukaryota; Viridiplantae; Streptophyta; Magnoliopsida; Ericales; Ericaceae. The coding region runs from base 192 to 914 and encodes 240 amino acids. Gene Ontology annotation, biological process: glycerol biosynthetic process. The transcript is spliced from 6 exons.
CCCUAGUGUUUCUCUGAGAAUGAAUACAAGGACGUCGUGCUUUGUCGACGCGCGUUUUACUUCAAGUAAACCUCACGUUCUGAACCUGUGAGUUCUCUGCAGUGUCGAGUACAGACUAGUAGAUCUGGCUCAUCAUCAGUCUCACGCAGUGUCUGUCUAAAUCAUCACCCGCUCUCCCAUUCCCGACAACAAUGGCGAAUCCAACGAGCUGCGAUUCAGCCAAAGGGUCCAUUACUCACGUCAUCUUCGACAUGGACGGACUCUUACUCGACACGGAGAAAUUCUAUACCGAAGUCCAGGAGAUUAUACUCGCAAGAUACAAUAAAACUUUUGAUUGGUCUCUCAAGGCAAAAAUGAUGGGGAAGAAAGCCAUUGAAUCUGCUCGUAUCUUUAUUGAGGAAACUGGAAUUGACUCUCUUACACCUGAGGAGUUUCUUGUCGAAAGAGAGGAUAUGUUACAGAGCUUGUUUCCGACAAGUGAGCUAAUGCCAGGGGCAAGCUAUUUGAUUAGACACCUACAUGCAAAUGGAAUACCAAUUUGCGUGGCAACAGGUUCUCACAAAAGGCACUUCGACUUGAAAACACAAAGACAUGGCGAACUUUUUUCAUUGAUGCAUCAUAUUGUUCUUGGUGAUGAUCCAGAAGUCAAACAAGGCAAGCCAUCACCAGACAUAUUCCUGGCAGCAGCCAAAAGGUUUGAGGGUGGCCCCAUAGAUCCACAAAAUAUACUUGUCUUCGAAGAUGCUCCAUUGGGAGUUUGUGCAGCGAAGAGUGCUGGGAUGUCAGCAGUUAUGGUUCCGGAUCCAAGGCUUGAUAGCUCUUACCAUGGAGGUGCAGACCAAAUUCUGAGCUCCCUGUUGGAUUUCAACCCUUAUGAAUGGGGUUUGCCUCCAUUUGAGAAGGCAGCUAGUUAGACUCACAUAUAACAACUAGCUCCAGAUAGGGAGAGAGUUGCCUUGUUUAUUGUUGAGGAGGUUCAACUGACUAUAUUGAUUUGAUAAUUUCCUCAAUGCAUGCAUAAUUGUUUUUAAGUGAGGGUUAGCUUAUUAUAUUAGUUUAAUGAAAGGACAAGUUUCCAUUAAAAUUUGUUGUACUCUGGUUCAGUUGAAAAUUUUAGUUCUUUGAUGAAA